Messenger RNA from Megalobrama amblycephala (Wuchang bream), 1312 nucleotides. It is a transcript of the gene il12b2, whose product is annotated as interleukin-12 subunit beta. Gene Ontology annotation, cellular component: external side of plasma membrane; alpha-beta T cell receptor complex. The record is from RefSeq and is a predicted model, not a curated record. Gene Ontology annotation, molecular function: protein binding; transmembrane signaling receptor activity. NCBI's taxonomy places the organism in Eukaryota, Metazoa, Chordata, Actinopteri, Cypriniformes, Xenocyprididae. Gene Ontology annotation, biological process: cell surface receptor signaling pathway; positive thymic T cell selection.
GCGCGCGUCUUUAGUGGUAAUUUUAACACUUGUUCAUGAUGAGCACUUUCUAAGAAUCCGCAAUUUUGCCCAAAGGGUUACGUGGGUGUUAUCGAGUAGGAAUGUGUGGAAUAAAAGCACGCACAGACCCCGCUAGAGAACAUUGGACGCACCGCAGAGAGUCGCACUUGAUUUUUUUUUUUCUGCGCUGAAUUUGACGUGCGUCAGAGCAACAGCACGAAGAUGGAUUUGUUGAUGAGGUUCAUCGUUCUCGUCUGUUUCUCCAUAACGAGGAUGUCUGCGCUUAAAUUUUUCCCUGAGAAAUUUGUAAUUGGUGAGAAGCACACAUCCGUUACCCUGACCUGUAAAACAAAUAAAGACAGUGUCACAUGGAAACGUGAGGACGCAGAUGGCAUUAUGGAUAUAGUGGAAUCAGAAUAUGAAAAACUCAGUGGUCGGCAUCUGACUGUGAUUGACCUGCAGAAAGACCAAAUCGGGAAUUACACCUGCUGGAGUGAUAAGGGUCUUGAAGACUACACCUAUCUCCUGCUUGACAAGUCUAAAGAAGCUACAGGUUUUAAAAUCAAUUGCACAGCUGAAACUUUUUCUUGCUCUAAACAAAUCAAAUGUACCUGGACCUCAGAUGAAUUUACUGCUUUCAGACUUCGCAAUGCAAGGGAUAAUGGAGAAUGGGUGUCACAGUCUGUGGAUGGGGUAUUUUUUCUCCCACAUUCAACAAAUUCCUAUUCUGAAGAAUCUGAGCGACUGCUCAUAACUGGAGAGGCAGUUUCCACUUGCUGCUAUAUGAAAACUGACUACAGCUUCUACCUCCGAGACAUCGUUAAGCCAGCAGAUCCAAACAUUUCAAUCUUCAAAGUAAAAAAUAAGGGGAGUGAUCAGCAAAUCAUAGAAGUGGAGGUGAUGCCUCCUUCUUCCUGGCCGCAGCCCUACAGUUUCUUUCCUCUGAAGCAUCAGAUCGAGUACCAGAUUCGACACAAUGGGGAGCUGAAGACUAAAGAAUGGGAGGAGGGGUCAAAGAUUAAAGUUGAAGGGCAAAUCAGUAAACUAAGGGUGCGCUGCAGAGACAUGCUGCUUCUCUCUGAGUGGAGCGAGUGGACCAUGUGGAAAAACGUAAACUAGUGCUUUACACCUCCCUUCCUCCUGAUCCCUUUAUUUAUAUCUCCUUUCCCAUUUUCCAGUUCCUUAUUUAUUUAUUUAUUUAUUUAUUUAUGUGUUUAUGUAUGAAUGAUCGUGGCACUGGUUACAUAUGACUGUUACACACUGUACAAAUGUAUGCACCAUGUCUCUGUCCUAUUAAACACCUUUGCUCUUC